This is a messenger RNA of Scophthalmus maximus (turbot), 7824 nucleotides long. RefSeq names its product progestin and adipoQ receptor family member 9 (gene paqr9). The record is from RefSeq and is a predicted model, not a curated record. NCBI's taxonomy places the organism in Eukaryota, Metazoa, Chordata, Actinopteri, Pleuronectiformes, Scophthalmidae. Gene Ontology annotation, molecular function: signaling receptor activity. The transcript has a single exon. Gene Ontology annotation, cellular component: membrane. The coding region runs from base 790 to 1950 and encodes 386 amino acids.
UGUCAGUCUCCCGUUCUCCUCACUGUUUCGCUGAAAUGCCGGCUGUCCGUGCUCAACACUCGCGGCAGCGCACUGCCUCUCUCUUGCGUAUCAUAUGUUGAGAGCCCCGGUUAUGUAAUGCUGAUUUUAAAAAUGACCUUGCGUUGAGACAAAUGGAUCGGCUCACAAAACGUUCUCCAACGUCAGUCAGUCCCGGUGGAUUUAUUCCUCUGCAGCGCCCUGCUUUGCAAAGGAAUGGGAGUUGGAUGAAGUGAAAGUCGGACGUGGAUCCAGGCUGAAGGACCAGGAACAACGGGAGUAAUAGAAGCCUGGGGUAGCCUGAUACAGCUCUCAUGGCCAGUAAUAAGUGACCUUCGUUUUUAUUUGCUGCUGCAGAAUUAUGCAUAACAAGUCAAAUGAAUUUGUAUAUUACUGAACAGAACAAUCCAUGCAGACUAUGUCCUUUGCAAAAUAAGGGAGCAGGAACAUAUAACACGAAAAGCAUUGCAUGCUGGAUGUUUUGUUGACCUUCUGAAAUGCCCUUGGGUCAAAGAGGAAACGGUUAUGCUGCUAGAAUACACACUGAAUCUGCUCUUUAGCCUUUAGCCUACAUCUCACGAGGUUGGCAGUGGAGCCGGGAUCAAAGGUCCAGCAUAGAGCGGGGCUGGAAGGUCUUUUUGAGCUGGGGAAGCCUGUAGAUUCCUUAUCCACUGGUGAAUAGCAGAUUUCAUUUGGUCUGUGUUCAGCAAUAAAUUCAACAGCCAAGCAAUAAAAAGAGAAGUAAUUGCAGCAACAUAAACUGUUGCCAUUAUGCUUCUGGACUGUGGCCAGCCGCUACCUCUCCUGAGGCACACAGAUGUUCCGCCUCGGGUCAUCGAAAACUUCAUCCUUACUGGCUACCGCUUCCCAACAUACAGCCUAAGGGAUUGCUUACUAUCAGCAUUCAGGCCUACCAACGAAACGGGCAACUUCUGGACACACUUCCUGCCAGUUUUUACUUUUUCAUACUAUUUUGUGGAGGUGUUCGGUUGGGAAGGUGCACCACACGUUGAUGCCCCAUUUUUCUAUCCAUUGUGGAACUACUUCAUCGGGGUGCUCUGUUUGCUAAUGGCUAGCAGCAUGGCCCACCUGCUCAACUCAAUGUCUGUGGUGGUAAGAGAAGUCUGCUUCUUUGUGGAUUAUGGCACUAUCAGUGUCUACACUGUUGGCUCAUCGUUGGCGUACUAUUACUACAUCCACCCUCGAGCAGGGAUAGUGGAGACAGGAGGCCAUAAUGGCUCCCAUAUGGACUUGAAAAGUGAACAUGCGGGGGCUAUUACUUCAUCCUAUGCAAUCCCAGAAUUCAGUGUGUUCUUUGACAACUUUUACAUCCCAUGUGCCUGUGUUGUAGCAAUCAUUUGUGUUUUAUCUUGCUGCAAUACUCGCCAGAAGUGGAGAAAAUAUCGAUAUGUCAUCCGGACCCUUGUUUUCCUCCUCCCAUUCCUUGUCUCUUCCACACCAGUCUUCUAUCGCCUCCUCACCAGAUCGCCUUAUUCCACCUCCUCCUCCUCCUUUGCUGCUUCCACUUCCAUGCCCAGCUUCUUCUAUCGCCACUGCCUCUGGCUGGUGGUGUCGGCCAUCUUCAACAUCAGCAAGUUCCCAGAGCGGCUGGCCCCGGGUUGUUUCGACAUCUGGGGGCAUAGCCACCAGUGGUUCCACUGCUGCACGUUUUUGUCCAUCCUCGAUGAGCUUCACAUGAUCAAGACUGAGGUGAGGGCCAUCCUGCUCAGCCCGACUCUGCUGCUGCCCCCAGCCACCCUCUCCCGCCUGCCUGGACCUACCAUAGCUUCCACAUAUGGGGUGAUGCUCCUCCUGCAGACCACCAUCAUCUCCAUCAUUGUGUGGUUCUCCUGGUGUGCCAACUGCAUCUACGGACCUCAGAGAGACCAGCUAGCUAAGGAACACCUCAAGAAACAUAUGAAAUGUCACUGAUCUUUUCUUUGUCAUGUCAACUGAGAAUGAUGAUUUGCACAUGCAUACAGAGCCAUGCCACAAAGAGAUGCACACAAGUUAAACAGUGAUUCCCAUCCAAUUUCAACGCCCUGAUGUGUUCUAACCCUUUCGGGAGCAUAUUUCAAGCAUUUCACGAGGGGACAUUGGAAGAUGAAAGGAUUAUAUUCUGAGCUCACCACAUGGUUGGCUGUCUGGUUGAGUGGAUAUUGAAAGAACUUACCAGCUCUUCCCCUGAGCUGUUCCAGCAUGUUCCAACAGGAUGCCUGAGCAGUGGGGAUAAUAACUACCUCUAAGGGCUGUAUUCUUGUGGACAGAGGAAAGGUGUUGGUACCCAGGAGAACACAUUCCAUGUAACAUUUGGGUAAUGUGGCGUAAAACUCAGCGUCACCAUUUACACAAGAUGUCAAUGACUUUUCUCUUACCAUAUCCUUCCUCCUGUUGCACUUACCCUGACCUUAAAUAGUAUCUUUUGAAAAUGCUCUGCUAUGGCUUCAGUUGGACCAAUAGUUUCAUACUGAAUUAAUACUUUAUUUCAGACCCUUGUUAACCAAACGGUUCUUCAUCUAACAUUCACACGGCCUAAUUUCCUCUCUCCCUUUCCAAGUGGCCCUUGCAACAGGAAGUAUGUGGUGGACUUGCCGACGCAACAGAAAUAGCUGAAAAGAGUAAAGCACUUUUCAGGGGGCUGGUUGAAUUUGCCCUGUCAUUAAGAAACCAUGGUUAAGGGUAACGUUAACAUAGCUUAAGCAUAUAUGAAGUCCUGCUGACAUGCUCUUUUGGAAUUCUUGGGUUAUUAGAUUGAUGUCUAGUUCAGAUUAAAUGUCCUUCGUUCUGAACAUGACAUGAAGGCUUUUCAUGUCAUGUGAUGUACAGUAACCGCCCAGAGCAUGAAAUGAAAGUUGAAAUAAUGACAAUAUUAUAGUUGUACUAUGUCAACAGGAACUUCCUGGAUACAUUCCACUUGAGAUAGAACAGGCUAAUAGGUCCAUCUGCAGUUUGUACCUUUCGUGUAUUAUCAUCACAUUACAGUCAAAGAGCUCGGCAUGAGUUUUUCUGAAAAAAUAUAUCAGGAAAAAGAUAAGAAGAUUAAGAAUAUUCUGAGACUCAAGAGCAUCUGUAAUCUCACCAAGCAUCUGUAAAAAAACAGAUUUGUUUUUUUUAAACAAAUGUUUUUAUUGUAUUUUUUCAUUUAUUACAAGGAUUACAACAACAAAAAACGAACAAACAAACAGACAAGUAGUACGAUGCAGGAUUGGCAAGGCAUCUUCCUGUAAAGUUCUACAAGAUUACAAUGAGUUCCAUUUCGUGAACUGAAGUAUGUAUCAGCAUGUUUCCGAAAUUCGAAAUAAACAUACAAUUUAAAAAAAAAAGGUUAUAUGAAAUAAUAUAAUUAAGACAAAAAGGCUAGAAAUGAUAGAAAACUUCUCCAAAUCUUCUCAAAUAUAGAAUAUUUACCCAUAAUCGUUUGACAGAGAGAGUUUGACAGUCUGGCAAGCAAGAUCUGUAGACUUGGUUUGGUAACAGAUCUCCAAAAUUUGGCAAUAGUGUGUUUUGCUUGCAACAUGCAGUAUACAGUAAUUUUCUUAUCAUCCUUGCUUAGUAUACAGUUUUCAGGAAAUAUUCCGAGGAUACAUAGCUUAGGGCAUAAUGAUAAUUUCACGCCUGUGAAGUUUGUAAGGAUAUUCAAAACUUCCAACCAGAAAGUCUGGAUACUCGGGCAGUCCCUUCUUUUAUUUUCUUAAGAGACUUGGGAACCGUCCACAACUAUUCCAUUAAACAGAGAAAUCAGACCUCUUUUGGAGUGGUGUUUUACUGUUAUUUCGACCACAGAGGUAAGUGUAGGUGAGGAUAAUGAUUUUUGCAUCUUGCAUAUGAAACUUCAGAUCUGUCGAUCAAUAUUUAAAGAAAUGCUUGGAUUGAAUGCCAUAUUUCUGUCGCAAAUCUUUAAAAGAAAUGAGAAUAUUUUUAACAAAUAGGUCUGCAACCAUACAUAUGCCUUUUUCUGCCCAGAUUUUAAAGCCCAUAUCGCUCUUACCCGGUGAGAAGUGACUGUUUCCCCAGAUCGGAGAGAAUUGUGAUAAUGAUGGUCUUUCAUGUCUAUGUUUAUGUACCUCAUACCAUACCUGUAUCGUAUUAUUAGCGAAGGGAUUCUGCGUACAUUUCUUGAGUUCUUUUAGCUUAGCUGAGUACAAAUAAGAAUUAAGAGGUAAAGGAGAUGUAAUAUAUAUUUCAAUGCUCACCUAGGACAAUGGAGUUCCUAGCGAAAACCAGCAGGAGGCAGUAGAAAGUUGGGAUGCCCAAUAAUACGAUUGAAGGUUUGGAAGUUUCAGACCUCCCCUUUCAAGGGGGAGAUAGAGCAAAGAUAAGCUAAGCCUAGCCCUUAUAUUGUUCCAGGCAAACUUAAAAAACAUGCUUCACUAUUUCUGCAGCUCCAUAAAAAAAGGCUUCAAAUCUGUUUCUCAAGAUGUGGUAUUAUUACCUCAUUAAUCCAAUGAAGGUAAACAAUUUUUUUUAAUUCUCAUCUAAAUCAAUGGCACUUUUUAAUAUGUUAAACUGUAUCUCCAUACAAUAUGUUUCUUUCUUGUGCCGUAUCGAACGACCUGAGAGAUAUCAUUAUGAACACAGACACAAUUUAGGAAACGCAUAAAAAACAUUUUAUCUGGCACUGGUUGAUCAGUUAUCUCCAGGUGUUGAUCAUUUAGAACAAAAGAUACUCAGGCGACUCAAAUGUAGUUGUGAUACACGAGAUGCACAAACUGGGGCAGAGUUUUACCAUGUAAAUUAAAUGUACCAUCUAUUAAUUCAACUUUAAAAUGCACUGCGCAAGGUUAGCCUUAUUGCUAGCAAUCAUAUGCUGCAGGAUCAAAUCCUGCUUGCACCAGUGUUAGCUAUACCACCCCUUGUGGAAAUACCUGUGGAGAGAUCUGUUUUCCUGCCCAUCUUUCUUUUCUUUUUAUCUACAAUUCUGCUGCCUUACCCAAACCCUAAAGGCCCAGCUUCACUGCAUAAACCUUUGGACGGUCAGGUUUGGGUUAGUUACUAUUAAUCCAAUUUAUGAAGAAAUUCUCAUUUAGUCUGUCUGACUGCACCACAGAGGGGGAUCUACCGGGGUGGCAGCUUUGAAAUCAAAGAAAAGUUGUGGCUCAUCGUACAUUUAAGAGACAGAAUUUUGUUAUAUUCGACUGCAAGUGAAUGCAGCAGGAGACGACUCCGCCCACCCUUCCCCUCUCCCCCCACCACUGAGGUUGCUUGAUGUUCGUGUAAACAUUCACUGAUGGCAGUGGCUGAUGUUUAUCUGUUGCGUUGUAUUAAUUCAUUUUGCAGUGGCUGAUGUUUAUCUGUUGCGUUGUAUUAAUUCAUUUUGCGCUGGUUACACGUUGUGUUGGUUAUUCGCGGUCUGACUGACAACAGCUGAGGUCUGUGUCUCUCUCAUUGACUGUAUAUAAACAGGUUUCUCUGUGUCGCAGUGAGUGCUGUGAAGGGGGCGUUAUGGCGUUAGUUUAGUCUCAAAACUCGCGCACGUACAAACCACACGCGCGCGUAUAAUACGAGAGAGCAGGUCAACACCGCGAGCAUAAGACACUCGCGAGGGCGCAUUUCUACUCUGCACGCGCGAAGAACGGCAUCCGCGAGCAUAAAACAAUUCUCGCGAGCGAGCAUUUGUGCUCCGCGCGCAGGACUGAACCCCCCCUCCCCUCCUAACUCGCAACUGCUGAAUUUGCUUGCUCGACUUCACAACAAGCGCGCUCGACAAGUUGAGUUUUGAGACUUUGGAGCCGGGAUCAGUGACUGACGCCCCCCUCCGUUGAUUGGUCACUUCCCUCCAGUCCCCAGUCUAUAACCGCAGGAUCUUCAAGGAUGUGUCAGGGAAAAUGUAGACUCAAUGCAUAAGAUAGUUAUUUUCUUUAAAGAAUAAGAAAGAUAGUUUUUUUUUAAAGAAAAAUAACUAUGUUAUCCAUUGUUUCUUUAACAAUAAAAAAACGAGAGCGACUAAGGAAAUGGGAACCAGUGUUUCCAAAAAAAUGACAUAAAAUUGGAAAGACAGAGAAAAAUACUUUUUUAAAUAUAUAUAUAUAUAUAUAUAUUAAAAUUGUAUUAUUAUUGUGUUUAAUUAUCUCUCUCUUUAUAUUAAUAGUCACCACUGUACAAAUUAAUUGCCUACAUUUACCCCCCCACACACACACAAACUUUAGAAUAUAGUAACACAACCCAUCAUACUUAUUUUGUUAUGUAUCCUAAUUUAUUUUACCAUUAGUUUUCUAUUUUCUGUUUGUCUGUCUGUCUAUCUUAUGUCUUACUGUCAUUGUUGUAGCCCACCCUAUAUUUUUCUCACCAAACCUGUAAAUAUGUCUCACUUGUUGUAUCGUGCAUUAAAACAUAGAAAUUAUUAAAAAAAUAAAAAUAACAAUUACCAUCUUACUUACUUUGUGGAUCAUAUAUUCUGCUGCUGUCCACAGUCUAUAAGCCAUUGACACAUUUUGUUUAUUCUCCUUAUACGUGUUAGGAUAUUAUAGUGGAUGAAUCAUGCACCUCUCUUUUUUACAACUACACGCACGCGCACAACCCACAAAUGUGCAGAUUUUUUUAUCCCCCAAAAAAUGAGGGAGCGAGUCCCUACUCCGCCGAGUCAGGGAGUGAUUAGUGAACUGCGGGGGUCACGUCAACUACACUCGUCAGUGUGUCUUCGUGUCUACGCAUGGAUUGAAGUUCUCAGUCGCUAUGAUUUCUGUCAAUUCGAUUUCCAGCGAGGCCACGCAUGUAAAAGUGUAGAUCCACCUCCGCUGCCUAUGGGGCGGUGCCCAGAUUGCGCGCGAGUAUGGGCCCCCGACUCGCCUUCCGUGUUCUCUUGCACCUGUGGUCGGCCUCCAGGCUGGCCCUGGUGCGGUUUAACCGGAACGGCGCGUUCUUUUAUCCCUUUCACCGUCUGCGUCCUCGCUGGCUUGUUCUGAUGGCUUGACGGGCCUGAUGUCGGUGCGCUCGCGGAGGCGUUACAGAACAGCUGCCGUGUGUGGGGUGGUGCUUAAAUAUCAUAGUUUCACUUAUUAAGCAAGCAUUGAGGGUCAAAGGUGUUACACACUAUCCACCCUUUCACACGAAAACCUAUGGGAAGGGACCGCAUGGCAGAAAAAAAGUGGCCUCUAAAAAGGUAAAUGGGCAAAAUGACCAUCUACUAGAAAAAUAAAUAAUAAUCUUUUUUUUUGCAUUAAUCCCUGCUAACAUCUCACUCAACAAUGGCAAAAUAACCAUUGAGCCUUUAUCCCAUUCAAUUCAAUUCAAUUUUGAAAUUGUGAAUGUACAAUUGUACGUCCAUGUUUGUGUUUCAUGUAGAUUUGUAGUGUCAAGCAUAAAAGGGUGAAUGUGUCAUGUGAGCCUUGUAAGCUUAAGGUUAGUAACAUUCUAAAUGAAAAGAAAACCGGUGUAAUGUCUAGUACAGGCUUGUGUGAAUGAAGGACAUUAUGCAUUCAAAGAUAGUUUGACAGAACAGCCAGUCUUUUCCCAUUUUCACUUCUGCUUCUGCUGUCUUCAACCAUAAAUCAAUUUGGUAGGAUCAGCUGUGAGUCAAGACCCCACUGGCUGAAGUCACUUGGUGCUGACCUCCCAGAUGAGGGAACAGGAUUUUAGUUGACAAUUAUACAAAAAAUAGUUGCUGUUCUCUGAGUGUUUUUGCAUUACUAUGUAAUGAGUAAAUAUUUAGUUGUUAAAAUAAUCAUGCUGUUAUGGUACCUUUUAAAGUUUCUUUAAACUCCUUAAAAUGUUCCUUUAAAGGGCCCAUAUUAUGCCCCCUUUUACACAAGUUACAUUGGUUUUCAGGUGUGUGAACUACAUGUCUUUGCCAUUCCAUGUCAAAACACC